Molecule: messenger RNA, 2389 nt
Organism: Motacilla alba alba
Lineage: Eukaryota; Metazoa; Chordata; Aves; Passeriformes; Motacillidae
Gene: DOK2
Product: docking protein 2
Exons: 5
Coding region: 555-2207 (550 amino acids)
Biological process (GO): positive regulation of MAPK cascade; cell surface receptor protein tyrosine kinase signaling pathway
Cellular component (GO): cytoplasm
Source: RefSeq, a predicted model, not a curated record
UGUCCCCAGUGCCACACCCAAAUGUCCAGCUGUGCCACACCCACAGUGCCACACCCACGUGUCUGGCAGCGCCCCACUGACAGUGCCAUGCCCACCGGUCCUGCUGUGCCACUCCCCGUGUCCCCAGUGUCGCACCCAUGUGUCUGCUGUGCCACUCCCCCGUGUCCCAGCGCCACCCACGUGUCCCCGUGGGGACCCACAGGAAGUCGCCGCGCAGGAAGCGGCAGAGCCCGGGCUGAGCGCGACACGGGCUGAGCCCGCCCCGGUGACACCGCGGGGGGACACGGCCCCGGGACCCCCGGGACACUGCGGACACUCGGGGACACUCAGGGACACUCGGGGACACUCAGGAGGCCCAGGACACUCCGGACACUGUGGACACUGCAGACCCUGUGGACACUACGGACAUUCGGCACGCUUGGGACACUCCGGACACUCAGGGACACUGCAGACACUGGGGACACUCGGGGACACUCCGGACACUGUGGACACUCGGGGACACUCAGGGACACUCCGGACACUGUGGACACUCGGGGACACUUGGGACGCUGCGGAUGCUUGGGAGCAUUCAGCACACGCCGGACACUGCGGACACUCGGGGACACUCCAGGCACUCCGGACACUUGGGGACACUCGGCACACUCGGGACACUUGAGGACACUCACACACACACUCAGCACACUCAGCACACGCGGGGACACUCGGGGACACUCGGGACGCUCGGGGACACGGCGGGCAGCGGGCCAGCGGCGAUGGAGGAGGCGGCGGUGAAGCAGGGCACCGUGUACCUGCAGCUGCAGCAAACCUUCGGCAAGAAGUGGAAGAAGUUCUGGGCCGUGCUGUACCGGGAGAGCUCCUGCUCCACGGCGCGCCUGGAGCUGCUGGAGGGCCCCGAGCGGCCGCGCAAGGCCGAGGGCGGCCGGCGCCUGGUCCGGCUCAGCGACUGCGUCCACGUGGCCGAGGCGGGCGGCGACGCCUCCUGUCCCAAGGACACCGUCCCCUUCCUGCUGGAGACCACGGAGCGGCGCUUCCUGCUGGCCGCUGACGGCGCCGAGGCGGCCGAGUGGAUCCAGCGGCUGUGCGAGCUGGCGUUCCCGAGGAGCCGGGAGGAGCCGGGAGCGGCCAAGGAGGGCACCGAGGGCGAGUUCUCCAUGGAGGAAAAUUCCCUGUACAGCUCGCGGGGCAAAGCUGGCCUGGAGCAGGCAUUUGAGGUGACAGUGAGGGUGACGCCGUCGUCGCAGCGCUGCCGGCUCCGGGGCCGCUGCGUCCUGCGGGCGGGCGAGGAGGCGCUGGAGCUGCGGCACCCGCAGAGCCAGGAGCUGCUGGCCAGCUGGCCCUACCGCUUCCUGCGCCGCUUCGGCCGCGACAAGGUGACCUUCUCCUUUGAGGCCGGCCGGCGCUGCGCGUCCGGAGAGGGCAACUUCGAGUUCGACACCAGGCAGGGCAACGAGAUCUUCCAGGCCAUCGAGGCGGCCAUCGAGGUGCAGCGGGGCCGGGGGGGCCCCGCGGACGAAGCCCCGCGGCCGCUCGAGCACGGCAGGACGCCCAGCUGGGCACAGGGCCACGAGGAGCCCAAGUGUCCCUCCGGGGAGGUGAAGGUGCCCAAGGGGGAGGCGAAAGGGGUCAAGGGCAGGCCGGUGAUGCCCCCCGGGGCCGGGGAGGCCUCGGGGCCGUUCCAGCUGUCGCGGGGUGCGGAUUGUCCCUACGCCGAGCCCCACGAUUCCCUGCGCCGCGGGAACGCGGCCGCGCCGCCGGACAAGGGCCGGAGGCCGGACGGCGCCAGGGUGGAGUCCGAGUACGCCGUCCCCUUCGACACCAUCGCCAAGUCCUUCCUGGCGCGCCAGUUCGGCGGCCUGGGCUGUCCCCAGGAGGGGCUCCCCGAGCCCCCGAGCGUCCCCAGGGAUGCGGGAGGGGGUCAGCAGUCACCCGGCCGCCCCACGGCCCCCAAACCCGAGCACAUCUACGACGAGCCCGAGGGUCUCUCGGGCCUCUCGCUGUACGACGAGCCCGAGGAGGUGAAGGGGGAGGCCUGGAGGCUGCAGGCGGCCCCCGAGGAGCCCCCCGGGCUCGGGUCUCCCUACAACGCCCAGCGCGACGACUACGCCGUCCCCAAGAGGCCCUUCCUGCUGCAGGGCAAGGAGUGGCUCGGCGACUGCGACUAUGACAACGUGGCCCUCAGGGUGGCCAAGAAGAGGAACCUGCAGUGAGCGGCCGCGGGGAGAGGAGGAGGGGACGCCCCAAAUCCCCCAGUCGGACUUUACCCCACCCCCGGCAGAGCUGAGACACCCCCAGCCCAGCGCCCCAUCCCGGGGCUGGGGAGGGGGCAUAGCUGGGGGGUGGCAGGGGACAGCCGGGGGUGCCAGGGGACAGCCGGGAGGUGCCGGGGACA